ACUCUGCUUUUAAAUAAGGCAUUGACUUCACUGUCUACUUUAUACUCCCACAGGUUGCGAAUAAAAUAAGAAACCAGUUCAAUGGCUCCUAAAAAGCCACCAGAUAAGCCGGAGAAAGCUGAACCACCCGCAGGAGACAAGGCCGCAAAAGCACCAGGAGAACUAACACCUUUGCAGGAAAAAGUGAAAAAGUUCUUCGAAUCUUCAUAUUCCCUGUAUGUUGGCGUAGUGCUUGUGAUGGGCUCCGUUAUAGGGGCAAUAAUGCUGACCUAUCUGUAUGUUAAGGAAGUGCAAAGGAGAGCCAUAUUUGAAGAAGGAACGACAAAGAUUCUGCAAAUGGUAGAAGACACCUUUCCGGAUCUUUUUGAGGCAGAUGAUAUCACAAAAUUCAAGAAAGCUGAGAAUAUAUCUGCAGCAAUAUCCGAAGAGAAAAAGAAAAUCAGUGAACUACAGCAGGCUAUUAGUGACAUUCACCACAGGUUACGUGAGGAAUGGAUUGUUUGGCAUGGAGCCCUAUAUAUAUUUGACUUCAUUGCCACCCCAAGGACUUGGAAACAGUGCAUACAAUACUGCGAAAGGAUGAAAUACGAUACAAGAUUGUUAUGUGUUGAAAGUGAUGAGGAGCAGGCCUUUGCUGUAUCCAUAGUGAAGCCCAGACCGACCGAUUAUUUUAUUGGAAUUAACAUGGUAGGCUCAGAUUGGCGCUGCUAUCAAAAGGGCUUUCGCCUGGAUAAACUGUAAGUCCAAACUCCUCCUCAUCUGGGAACUUUCAUAACUAAUAAGUAUUUGAAGAGAGCCAAGAUGUUUCUGUGUUUAUAUUGUUCUUUAUGAUGGUUUAAUUUAUAGACCAAUUCGUUU
This is a messenger RNA of Podarcis muralis (Common wall lizard), 858 nucleotides long. RefSeq lists its product as uncharacterized. NCBI's taxonomy places the organism in Eukaryota, Metazoa, Chordata, Lepidosauria, Squamata, Lacertidae. The record is from RefSeq and is a predicted model, not a curated record.